Molecule: messenger RNA, 1438 nt
Organism: Sitophilus oryzae (rice weevil)
Lineage: Eukaryota; Metazoa; Arthropoda; Insecta; Coleoptera; Curculionidae
Exons: 6
Coding region: 386-1303 (305 amino acids)
Biological process (GO): tissue regeneration; cell adhesion
Cellular component (GO): membrane
Source: RefSeq, a predicted model, not a curated record
CACUGGCGACCUGUCUGCAGCCGGCCGGUAAUUUGCGAAUUAUAAUUAAAUCGCUUCGGUGGAAGCGGCUAAGUAAUUUCUGAAAAUUCCCUCGUCGAAAACGUUCAAAACCGGACGAAGCACGAGCGCCGCGGUCAAUAUUGUGGCGACGUUCGGUCGCAACACAACUCCAUCAGAAAUAUUAUUGUUUAUAUACAAGAAUAUCGGUAUUGUUCUUCUGUGACUUGGCAUCGGGCAUCGGUAACGGUUCAUCUGCAUAAACAACUUGUGGUUAAACAUAUUUGUUUUUGUUGCGCUGAAUCGCGUGCUAGUGGAAGACGGGUGUUUGCUGUUGCAGUCAGAAGGAUAAAAUUAUUGUAAUCCGUUUAUUUUUAAACGCUGUUACAUGGACAUAACUUACGCACGUCUAAAGGACACUCAAGAACAGUUUGACAAAGACGCAGGACAUUCAAUAAAUAUGAUGCUGAAACCUUUGACUAAUGGCACCGAUAGGAGUAGGAGUCCAUCACCAAACGCUGUCAGGCCGUUGCUUCACAUUGAAGGAAACAACACCUCUGAUGCCCCUUUAGCUCAUAUAGAAACUGAUGAUGAACAUGAUGACAGAGAAGUAGUGAAUCGUCCAUAUCCAGGUGUUGAUGAUGGAUUCUUUACCAAUGGCACAAAUACCGAAAAUGUUAAACCAUCUGGUGAAGAUGACUCUGGACAUCCAGAUGUCGAAUUAAUUAACCAUAAAGAACCUGAAGAUAUUCCUACGUUCAGUAUAGUACCCAGACUGGGUCCAGACGACAAUGAUGGAAAUCCACAAGUUAAUCCAGACCAGCCAGACGCUGCAAAACCACCAACCGAUGUUGCCAAAGUUAAUCCGACUGGUUUACCUGAUUUUCCAGGUAGUCCAGGUUUUAGGCCGUGGGGAUACGAUUUUGAACUAGGCAACGGGGUAAACACGCUUCCAAGCGGUGAGACCAUUCCAGAUUUGAACGUCUACCAACACAAGAAAACUCUGGCUCAGGGAAUGAUGGAUCUAGCUCUGUUCUCAGCAAAUGCAAAUCAACUCAGAUACGUCUUGGAAACUUUUAGGACUCAUCCAUAUUAUUACCCUAGUUUAGCCCUUAUUUCUAUUAGUUUACUUUUACAGGUUGCUGUUGGUAUAGGACUUGUAUGGAAUGCCACUUACAACGUCAAAGACAAAAAAGCGUUGUGUAUAGCGAAUAAAAUUAAUAAUUUUACCAUAAUUGGCGUAUUUCUCGUUACUGUAAUCAACGUAUUUAUAUCUGCUUUUGGAGUUGCUCCAGCGCCGGCUUAGAAAAUAGCAUAGCAUUUAUUUAGUACAUAUUUUUGCCUCUGGUUGAGAAAGUUUAAUCUCUUUAUAUUGUGAUAUUAGCGUAUGUUAAGAGUGAACGAAGUUAGAUUUUUUUUGAUAUGCCUAUGAAUUAGAUAU